CAGCUGAUGAAAUGUCUACAUGGUUUCAGUUUAUCUCGGUACAAAAAUUAGAACAAAGAUCUAGAUAUACGGUGAAAUGGUUUUGUGCUUUAAAUAAAACUUAAACAUGAAUAAGACUAAAAAAACAGAAGAUUUUGAUUGUGACCUUGAUAAGAACACAGAGGUCAAAACAGCAACUAGUAACCAUGACAACUCCUCUGAGGUGAAACUUCCAAGGAGAAAGUCAUCAGUAUGGGUUCUAGUGAAGAAAAAGAUGAGUGUGACCGAGAAAGGGGCAACGCCCAUUCAGUGGAAAAUGGUCAUUUUAGUAUUUAUUUCACUGUUCGGCAGUGCAUUCAGUCUGACAUUCCUGUUCCCAUUUUUACCUGAAAUGGUUUUGUGGUUUGGUUAUGAAGAAGAAGAGAAGGGCUACUAUGCUGGAUUGAUAGCCUCAGCUGUGUUUCUUGGAAGGGCAGUAGGAAGCUAUUUUUGGGGAUGGCUGUCAGACAAGUUUGGAAGAAGACCAAUAAUUCUGAUUACAGUUUUUCUGAAUGGAUUUUUUUCGUUAGCGUUUGGAUUUACAUUUAACUUCCCUAUGGCCAUGAUCACCAGAUUUCUCACAGGAUUAGCUAAUGGAACUGUGGGUACAGCUAAAACAGUGAUAUAUGAGAUUUGUGACAACACUAACCAAGCUGUUGGCAUGUCAAUAUUAUCCAUGGCAUGGGGGGCAGGGCUUAUUUUAGGUCCAACUUUUGGAGGUUUACUGGCAGAUCCAGUUACGAGUUAUCCAUCAGUGUUUGGUGGAUCAGAGUUUCUGGAGGAAUUUCCAUACCUGUUGCCAGGGUUACUUGUAUUUAUAGUAUGCACAUUAGUGACUAUUGUGGAAUUCUUUUUAUUGGAAGAAACUUUACAUAGCAAAAGAGGAGAUAUAGAACUCACUAUAGAAGAAAGAAAAUUAAAUAGUGUUGAUAUUAAUCCAGAUGAAGAUAUUACAAUCUUAGUUGAUGAUGAGGAGGAUAAAAAAUCAAUACAAAGUUUUUCUAGUCGGAAAAUGCCAAAAAUAUCUAUGUCUGUUGAAAAUCUUCAUUUAGAGAAUGAAGCUGCUUAUUUUCACGCUCAGUAUAGUGCUCUUUCCAAAGAGUCUCUGAACAGAGACAGCAAACAUUUAAAUGAAACAGAUUCACUUACUGAAGAACAAGAACACAGCACACUGCUACAAGACAGUGGUCUUAAAAGUAGGAUAACCAAUGGACAUUCAGGUUCUUCUUUUGUGAAGCGAACUAAUUCUGUGAAUGGUUCAUGCCGUUCUGAUUCCACUCGAUCUUUAAAUGGUUCUGCCCAUUUUAGUUCUAAAAAUAGCAUCCAAUCAUCUCCAAAGAAAAGCUGUAAUGGACAUGACAUAGUUGAAUUUUCAGUGAAAGAAAUUACAGAUAAAAAGACAAGAAAUGUUUGUGUAAGAUGCUGUAAAGUGAUUGGAGAAAUGUCUUUAUUUAGACUUUUAAGCCAAUCAGAUAUCAGACAUCCAGUAUUAUUGUACACAAUAUUUUCCUUUGCUGUGAUUGGUUAUGAAGAAAUUUUUACAGUUUGGUGCUCAACAGAUCCUAUGUUAGAUGGUUUGGGUUUUAACCCAGGAGAAAUAGGAACUGUUCUUGGUUUGUCAGCAGUACCACUUCUGUUACUUAAUGCAUAUGUUUUUCCAUGGUGUGCUCGAAGGUUUGGAAUUAAAAAGACUUUCCUUGGAGGCUCUUUGAUAAUGAUGGUUCUAACAGCAAUACAACCAGUAGCACAUUUAUUACAUGACAGACCCUCAGCAUUAUGGGCCACUUUGUUAGUUAUCAUCCUGCCAUUAAAGGUAGCUGUAAGUUGUUGUUUCACUGCUACAGCUAUAUUUAUAAACAAUUCUGUAAAGCCUAGUGAGGCAGGAGCAGUCAAUGGUAUUGCCAUGACAGCCACAGCUAUAGGAAGGACUUUGGCACCAACAGUAGGAGGAAGUUUAUUUGCCUGGUCCAUCAGCUAUGGUGCCAAACAUCUUGGUCCACCAUUUGAUGUCAGUCUUUCCUUCUUUUUCAUGUCUCUGUGUUGUUUUAUAACCAUUGUAAGUGCUGUUACCUUACCAGAAAGACUAACAAGACAAAAGAAAUAAGAAGAUAAAAAAAAAGCUGUACAGGAUAUUGGUAUUUUGAAGAAAACAGGAAGAUUUGUAGUAAAAUAGGGGAAGAAUAUUCUAACGUGAGAGGGAUUUUUAAAGACUUUGUACCAUUAAAACUAAAAGAUCAUAAAAAAGACAACAAUACAAAAAUUAUGAUAACAGGAAUUCCUAGAAUAUAUUUGAAAAUCAAGCAAUAUUGUUCACAUUAAAUUUUUUGUUGGCAAUAGAUGUAUUUUUGCUUUUUUGUGUUUAGUUGAAUUGUCUGUUACAUGUGUUAAUGACCAUAUAUCUGUCUCUAAAUAACCUUCUGCCAUCAUGUAACAAUGACUUAAAUUAUGAUGCCAAUUGUUUUUAUUUUUGAUUCAACAUUUUACAGGAACAUAUAUGACUAUCAGUAAUGGCCUUCAAACUAGAAUAUAUAAGUAUGAAUAGGUCUUAUUGUUUUCAAU
This is a messenger RNA of Mytilus trossulus (common blue mussel), 2577 nucleotides long. RefSeq lists its product as uncharacterized. Bases 107 to 2122 code for a protein of 671 amino acids. NCBI's taxonomy places the organism in Eukaryota, Metazoa, Mollusca, Bivalvia, Mytilida, Mytilidae. The transcript has 13 exons. The record is from RefSeq and is a predicted model, not a curated record. Gene Ontology annotation, molecular function: transmembrane transporter activity. Gene Ontology annotation, biological process: transmembrane transport.